Platichthys flesus (European flounder) is the source of this 1093-nucleotide messenger RNA. Its product is annotated as CD209 antigen-like protein E. The record is from RefSeq and is a predicted model, not a curated record. Bases 110 to 997 code for a protein of 295 amino acids. Lineage: Eukaryota; Metazoa; Chordata; Actinopteri; Pleuronectiformes; Pleuronectidae. The transcript has 6 exons.
CAUACACACGCAUUAUCACUGGUACAAGCAGGAGACAAACAGAUCGAUCGUCACUACUUUCAGCAGUAAACUGGAGAACUCUCAGUCGUGGUCAGAACCAGAAGAGGAAAUGUCACAUGACAGCACAGAUGGAGUUUGGCGAUCUCACCGUCAAGGAUCUGGACUAGGUGCGUUCACAAAUGGAGGUGGAUCUGUGUCCCCACGGUUCCGACUGGUCGCGCUGAGUCUGGGUCUGCUGAAUGCUCUUCUGCUGAUUGCUGCCAUUUUCAUUGGGAUCUAUUGUGCCAAAGCCAAAGAUCUCCAGCCUCCCCACUCUGCUCCUCUGCCCUUUACCAUUGAGCUAAACUAUCUCAGGAGCAACCACAGUGAAAUGAUCAGAGCCAAAUUGGAGAGCCAGGCAGCUUUAGUUAGAGAGCGUGCCAACCAAAUUCAUCUGAUGCUGCAAGUGAAGCAGCAGAAGAUUGUCAUGGAUGUCCAUCAGAGAAAUAUUGAGACUCAAAGGAUACAGAAGGCAAAUCUAGAGACCAACAAAACUGCUCUAGAGGAAACCUGUGGCAGGUGCCCACAAAGAUGGGUAUUUCUUAAAUCUUCCUGCUAUUAUUUUUCCAAACGCGAGUCCAUUGGCAGGAGGAACUGGCUUGAAAGCAGAGCAGACUGUAUGGGACGAGGGAGCGAUCUUGUUGUGAUCAAUAACUUGGAGGAGCAGAUUCUUUUGAAUGAAAACCUCCCACAGCAGCCCACGUACCACUAUCCUUGGUGGAAGAACAGCUUCUGGAUGGGCCUCAAUGAUGUAGUGGCCAACGGGACCUGGGUGUGGGUCAACAAUGUGACUGAGGUGGAGACGAUGUUCUGGAGAGAUGGACAACCCAGCUACAGUGGAGAUCAGAGAGGAAACUGUGGUGCUUCUUUUCAAUCUUCGGAGACCAGGAAGACAUGGCUUAAUGGAAACUGUAAAGUCCACCUGCUUGACUGGAUUUGUGAGAUGGAGCCAAAGUAACCACCAUGUCCCUCAAGGGGAAAUCACGAUAACAGAAUAAAUAGUUUGCGUGUUUGUAGACUUAUAACAAUAAAUAAACUGCAGCUUGAUACAGAA